CGUCUUGGUAUGGCCUGUCCGGCGUAAGGCGUUCCACCCCCCCUCGCUUUCCUUUCAGGUUGGUUCAGCCCCCGUCUACUCCGGGGUGGUGCUUAGCCGGCGACUAGCCGACCCUCGACUUCGGAGAGGCAGUGCUGUUCCUCUGGGAGCUUCCUCCUCACCUUCGGUUUCUGCAGCCUCCCCAGGAACUGCAGAUCCUGGUGUAUGCCCCACCUCUGACCCCGCUAGAGACAUGUCGACCCCGGCUCGGCGGCGCCUCAUGAGGGACUUCAAGAGGUUGCAGGAGGAUCCCCCCGCUGGAGUGAGUGGAGCACCGUCUGAGAACAAUAUAAUGGUUUGGAACGCGGUCAUUUUUGGGCCCGAAGGGACCCCAUUUGAGGAUGGAACAUUUAAACUUACUAUUGAAUUCACUGAGGAAUAUCCAAACAAACCACCUACUGUUAGAUUUGUCUCAAAGAUGUUCCAUCCUAAUGUUUAUGCUGAUGGUAGUAUAUGUCUGGAUAUACUUCAGAAUCGUUGGAGUCCAACCUAUGAUGUAUCUUCCAUUUUAACAUCCAUACAGUCUCUAUUGGAUGAACCUAAUCCCAAUAGUCCAGCAAACAGCCAGGCUGCACAGCUGUACCAAGAGAACAAGCGAGAGUAUGAAAAACGUGUUUCUGCAAUAGUAGAACAAAGCUGGCGUGACUGUUGACAGGGUGGAGCAAGAGAAGAGGCUGGCCAUAAGAAAAAAUAUAUAUAUUGAUGUGUCUAUCACCUUCUUAUUCCUAAUGUCAUUACAUUUACUUUAUUAAAAGCAAAAUAGCUUUGUGCUGU
Jaculus jaculus (lesser Egyptian jerboa) is the source of this 813-nucleotide messenger RNA. RefSeq names its product ubiquitin conjugating enzyme E2 A (gene Ube2a). The coding region runs from base 233 to 691 and encodes 152 amino acids. The transcript has 6 exons. Gene Ontology annotation, cellular component: HULC complex. Gene Ontology annotation, biological process: proteasome-mediated ubiquitin-dependent protein catabolic process; DNA repair; protein polyubiquitination. Gene Ontology annotation, molecular function: ubiquitin conjugating enzyme activity. NCBI's taxonomy places the organism in Eukaryota, Metazoa, Chordata, Mammalia, Rodentia, Dipodidae. The record is from RefSeq and is a predicted model, not a curated record.